AUGUCUAACGUUACCAAAGAGCUUGUCUUCUUAGCCUUACAGUAUUUUGAUGAGAAGGGUCUCAGUGAAACCGCUCACACGCUUCAGCGUGAAAGUGGGUUAUACUUUGACAUGAAGCAUUUUGAGGACUUGGUGCUUGAGGGUAAGUGGGAUGAUGCUGAGAGCUAUCUUUCUGCGUUCACAAGGAUUAAGGACAAUAAUCACUCAAUCAAAAUAUACUUUGAAAUGAGGAAACAGAAAUUCCUUGAGGCUUUGGACAGUAACGAUCGUUACAAGGCUUUAGAUAUCCUCUUGAAGGAUCUGCAAGUAUUUGCCCCAAUGGAUGAAGGGCUGUUCAAAAAUAUGACUCAACUUUUGACAAUAAAAAACAUAAGGGAACGUAAAUCACUUUCAACAUAUCAAGAUGCAAAUUCUGCGAGGAAAAAAAUGAUGGAUGAAAUUAAGGAAGUUAUAAAGAAACAUCCUCUGUUAGAUGGAAAGUUAAAAUUGCCUGCUAUUAAAAGUCACAGGCUAAGUCAUCUUCUAAAUGAAAGCUUAAAUUGGCAGCAUCAGAACCCUACUUCAGAACCUGAUCUCUUUGGGGACCAUGUCCGUUAUUCCAAUCCUUUUAAUAUUACUGCUCCUACAAAUUCAGAAACAAAUUUGGAGUUCUCUAUGGAUUCUGAUGAGAGUGGCUGCAAAAAAGUUUUGGAGGAUCAACCUAAUUCAAUUGUAGAAUCCCAUAACAAAAUGAAGAAUCUAUUUGAAAUUUGUAGACCAUCUCAGUGCCGGGUCUUGCGGCUCCCUAUGCAUUCCGAAAUAAACAACAAGAUUGUUAGACUAACUUACACUCACGCGGGAAAUGCCAUUUUGGCUUUGACAUCGAAUGGUAUUCAUCCAGUUUGGGCAUGGCGACUUAGUAGCUUCAACUUGGAUGCCAAGGCAACAACACAAGUUUGCCCUGAAUUAUGGCAACCAUGUAAUGGCUUGAAAUUUAUGAGCAAUAACGUUAUAAGUGGCAACAACCAUGGAGACUUAGUUUCGUCUUUUGCUUUAACAAAGACGGAUUCAUAUCUCAUGUCAACAUCGGGGGGGAUGAUCUCCUUGUUCAAUAUAAAUACAUUUAAGACUAUUGAAACUAUCAUGCCUCCACCACCUAUGGUAACAUGUCUUGCUCUCUACCCUCAAGAUAAUAAUGUUCUUGCAGUUGGCAUGGAUAACUCCAGCAUACUUAUAUACCAUGUCGUAAACCAUGAGGUUCAAAUCAAGCUUGAGGGCCACUCUAAAAGAGUUACUGCUCUUGCCUUCUCAAAUACUUUGAAUGUUCUUGUUUCUGGUGAUGUAAAUUCUCAGAUUGUUGUAUGGAAUACCAAUGGGUGGGAAAAACUGAAAGAGAGGUACUUGCAAAUACAUGAACAGAAGGUGCCAGAAGUACUAUCUGAAACUCAAAUUCAGUUUCAUCCAGAUCAGAUAAAAUUCCUAGCUGUACAUAAUAGUCAUCUUGCAAUUUAUGAAGCAACAGAACUAACAUGUGUCAACCAGUGGAUUCCAGAAGUUUCAGUGGCAAUCUCCCAGGCAACUUUUUCAUCUGACGGUCAGAUUGUGUAUGCCACUUUUGUUGAUGGGACUUUGGCAAUAUUUGAUGCUUUAAAAUUCCAAAUGCAUUGUAGGGUCCAUCCAUAUACUUUCCUUUCUCCAUAUUCAAGCUUGAGCGUCUACCCAAUUUCUAUAGCUGCACAUCCACAGAAACCAAGCCAGUUUGCUGUGGGGCUCACAGAUGGAAGUGUUUAUGUUCUUGAGCCUCGGGAGCCAGAUGGUAAUUGUAUCAGCUUUUCCAAUGAUAAGCAGCCAGAAAAACCCUCGGUUAAGAGAAUCAAGUUGAGAUGCAUUGAGGUGAAAAAAGACAUAUGA
This is a messenger RNA of Gastrolobium bilobum, 1890 nucleotides long. RefSeq names its product topless-related protein 1-like. NCBI's taxonomy places the organism in Eukaryota, Viridiplantae, Streptophyta, Magnoliopsida, Fabales, Fabaceae. The transcript has 14 exons. Gene Ontology annotation, biological process: regulation of DNA-templated transcription. The record is from RefSeq and is a predicted model, not a curated record. Bases 1 to 1890 code for a protein of 629 amino acids. Gene Ontology annotation, molecular function: protein binding.